UUAAACAAAACCUCCCUUCUCCUGCUGUUAUGAAGAAAAACGCGACCGUUCCAAGUUGAUUCCAGCGCGGCUCCAGCUUGAAACAGCGCGUGCAGGUGUAAUAAUACUCUGUGAUUGUUGUUGGCGCGCGAGAGGAGAGGAUGGCUCUGCAGACGGUGAAUGUGAGUGAGGCGGAGGUGCUGGAGGGCUGCGUGAAGCAGGGAAACCUCACCGUGGAAGUUACCGACUAUAAUAUCAGCUGCACGAACAGCUCAGUCCUCCCCAGACCGCCAGCCAGGGUCAAAGAGAUGGACUCCUUUCGCAUCCUCCUCUACACGCUCAUCUUCCUCCUGAGCGUCUUCGGCAACCUGCUCAUCAUCGUGGUCCUGAUGCUGAACAAACGCAUGCGGACGGUCACCAACUCCUUCCUGCUCUCGCUGGCCGUCAGCGACCUCAUGAUGGCCGUCUUCUGCAUGCCGUUCACCCUCAUCCCCAACAUCCUGGAGGACUUCAUCUUCGGAGGAGCCAUGUGCAAGGCCGUCACCUACUUAAUGGGGAUCUCUGUCAGCAUCUCCACCUUCAGCCUUGUUGCCAUUGCCAUCGAGAGAUACAGCGCCAUCUGCAACCCUCUGAAGUCUCGGUCGUGGCAGACGAGAUCCCAUGCCUACCGUGUCAUCGCCGCCACAUGGGUGGUGUCGCUGCUCAUCAUGGUGCCCUAUCCCGUCUUCAGCGUCAUCAGGACUUUCCCCAAGGCCAACGGCACUGUCGGCCAUAUGUGCCGCCUGGACUGGCCGAGCCAGCAGGCUGAGCAGACCUGGUAUGUGCUGCUGCUGUUCACUUUGUUCUUCGUCCCGGGAGUGGUGAUGAUUAUAGCCUACGGUCUGAUCUCCAGAGAGCUCUACCGAGGCAUGCAGUUUGAGAUGGGCCAGAACAAAGAGACCACCGGCCAGAAGAAUGGUGUUGCGAAGCCUCUUGCAGGAUCCAAUGAUGACGAUGAUGGCUGCUACAUCCAGGUGUCUAAGAAACCCUCCUCCUCUGUGGAGCUCCCCACCCUUUCUGGCCCUGCCGCUGCCACCCAAGCCAAGACUGACCGCGCCCGCAGCAACACCUCCGAGGCCAAGCUGCAGGCCAAGAGGCGAGUCAUCCGCAUGCUGAUGGUGAUCGUGGCGCUCUUCUUCAUCUGCUGGAUGCCGCUGUACUCGGCCAACACCUGGAAGGCUUUUGACCUGAGGUCGGCCUCCAAAGCUCUCUCAGGAGCUCCCAUCUCCUUCAUCCACCUGCUGUCCUACUCCUCGGCCUGCGUCAACCCCAUCAUCUACUGCUUCAUGAACACGCGCUUCCGCAAGGCCCUGCUCUCCACCUUCGCCUGCUGCUGCCGCAACCGGCUCUGUCGCCAGUGCUGGUGGUGCAGGAAGAGGGAGGCGGGAGAAGACGGCAUCACCGCUGUCUCCAUGGCUACAUCCAUGGCCACAUCUAUGUCUAAGAUUAGCUACACCACCGUCAGCACCGGCACCUGCUGA
Cheilinus undulatus (humphead wrasse) is the source of this 1499-nucleotide messenger RNA. It is a transcript of the gene cckbra, whose product is annotated as cholecystokinin B receptor a. Gene Ontology annotation, molecular function: neuropeptide receptor activity; gastrin receptor activity. The transcript has 5 exons. The coding region runs from base 141 to 1499 and encodes 452 amino acids. Gene Ontology annotation, biological process: neuropeptide signaling pathway. Gene Ontology annotation, cellular component: membrane. NCBI's taxonomy places the organism in Eukaryota, Metazoa, Chordata, Actinopteri, Labriformes, Labridae. The record is from RefSeq and is a predicted model, not a curated record.